AUGCCAUUGAUCCAGCAGAGGUCGCCAGACCCGCAAUCGGAGUGGUCGCCCGUCGUGCAAACGACAACUGCGCAGACUGAGUGGGAAAGCUGGACGAGCGUCUCGCAGCAGGUCUGGAGCACAUCGACUCCCGCGCAAGAAUGGACCACAUCAUCCUAUGAAGAAUGGGCGACGAGUUGGUCGACACAAUCUGGAUGGAUUACGAGCUAUACCGCGACGACGGACUGUGCCUGUGAAUGGGUAGUUACGUCUUCCUCAUCGUGGUGUCCGACGCCUAUCGUUGUCACCCCUACCACGACCAGCUUGAUUCCUAUCGAAACGACGCCCGCGGGUGUCAUUGUCGUCGAUGACCACGACCAUCAGGGCCUGGCCCCCGGCGUUGUGGGCGGCAUUGUGCUCGGCGCCUUCUUCGGCGUUCUCUUACUCGUCCUUCUAUGUAUCUGCUGGUUCCGCAGCUACCGGCCCCGACGAUACUAUGCGGGAUCCUCGUCCUCCUCCUCGUCAUCGUCCAGUCACUCGCGGCGGCGCAAACCGCCUGUGGUUGUCAUCGACCCUUACCCCCGCAGACCUGCGGCAAAUCUCACUUUUGUCGGCGGAGGAAACUACCCGGGAACGCGGGUCAUGGUCACAAAGACGCAAAAGACCUUUGUCAGACCACCGCCUGUCAGGCAGGUCAGAACUGUGAGGCAUACGAGGAGGGCGCAGAAGAUCGUGGUCGUGGAAGACUGA
This is a messenger RNA of Fonsecaea nubica, 729 nucleotides long. RefSeq lists its product as hypothetical. The transcript has a single exon. The record is from RefSeq and is a predicted model, not a curated record. Lineage: Eukaryota; Fungi; Ascomycota; Eurotiomycetes; Chaetothyriales; Herpotrichiellaceae. Bases 1 to 729 code for a protein of 242 amino acids.